ACCGUGAGGAGGGGGGGGCCUUCAGAGAUUUGCAGAAACCCUAUCAGACAGCACUUGGCAUUACGCCUCGCCUCGACGUGCCAGGGGGAACGGUUGCGGAUACUCGUCUUUCUCUGUGUUUCGUGUAGUGUUUUAUCUCGUGUCCGCGAUCUCUUAUGUUUUGACCCGGCUGUAGUAUUUGCAAAUAUUCUGCCGUUACAUCGUCCGCACAUGAGUGUUGUUGUGCAAUAUUGUGGUCAGGUCUCCACUCGGGUAUCUCGAGAAGACCAGGAGUGCAAUUCGAAAGGUCGCCCUUUCAAGAAACCAGGUUUCAAGGUUAAUUGGGAGAAGCGCAGGAUGAGAAAGUGAGGGGUGAUGUGUGUUUGGGUGUUGUGACUUCAACCUUAUGUUGUUCUUUCAAGUUCCCUCUCUUUCUGUUGAUCCAUUUUUUCGUCAUCCACAUCAUCUUCUUCUGCGUUUCGCCAUGCUCGUCUUGUUGCUCCUCCUUAUCAAGGCAAACAGUUGAAGACUUGGGAAAUCUGAAUCACGAUUGCCUUGGACAUGUUUUGCUGACAAGGUCUAAGCAUUCCGCUACACAGCGGAGCACGAUGUGUUCUAUGUCGGGCGUGACACGUCGGUAAUCACGUGCACGUUCACUGACCCUUGCCGCCAUAUGACAGGAAAGUCUGAACCGCUAGAGAGGGAGCGCGGUUGCGUCACCAAGUCGCAUAGCAAAGCGGGGGCGAGAGACAGCAUCGUGUUUGAUAGCCUUGGUGACGAGGAUUGUAUUAGAUUGGGAAAAGGAUAUCUGGCGGGUGUACGAACCCCUGCCGCAGCGGGUGUACGAACCCCUGCCGCAGCCAUCAUGAGUUCCAGAGUGAGUGGUUAACGCCCGUCGUUGCCAAAGUAUUUAAAACCACCAUCCAGGCAGGCACCGUGGUGGUCGCUUUUCAGGAACAACUUCCCGAUAAUGCAUUGGCCCUCGAAAUCGAUCGACGUUCGCAUUCAACAACUUGCACGGAAUGUAUGGGAAAUGACAGAGGUGAGUUCCGGGUUUGUCAAGGCGAGACGUAUUCGUGUGGCUUUCUGCAAGUGCAAGGCAGUUCCGCCUUGCCUUGAAACGUGGCUGCUGCUGCUCCAAGUUGUUGUUAUCCAGGCCCAUCUUAGGAUUUUGAUCGGUGCAUUUGCCUCCAUGGCGAAGUCAGGAGAGCGUAUGUUCCGAUCCUGGGCUCGGGACGUGCCCGACCAGGAUCGGUGCAGGGUGCAUGGAGCUCGUGCGAUCCAUCCUCGCUGCAGGGUGCCAGCUGCCCGUCACCCCCUACCGCCGAGGCCGCCGAAGAGACGGCUGAGCCUCUUCCAGGAGGGCCGCGCCUUGGGCCCGAGCCCUACCGGCUUCCGAGAGGCGUUGCACGGCGGGGAGGCGGUCGUUGCCACGGCUGGGAAGUUCCAAGGCACGAGCAGCGCCAGCGGCCCCAGCAGCCGCGGCGCCGCCCCCCUGGGCAGUGCGGGCGGCGAGGGCGAGGCGAGCGGCGACGGAGGCGCCAGCAGAUACCACCUCAGCACCGCGCCGGCAGGGGUUGGCAUCGCAGAGCAGGACGACGACACGGACUCGGACGCCGAGUCCACGCUGCGCGACACCAGCCCCCUGCACCGGUUUGCCCAGUCCGUGAAAGGGGCUAUGUUUGCGCAGGAGGCGCUGAGGGAAGACGCUCCAGACCUGGCAUCUGCCGUCGUUUUCGCCGCCGGCGCUGCACGUCAGGCCCCAAAAGUAGGCCGACUGGAGACCCUGGACGCGUUCCUUAUCGCGAGCCCGAGAGGUGGCCAGGUUCAGCUGCCCUCGCCCAACAUGGCCGUCGCCGGCUGCUGAGACGCCGCGUUUUCGAGCCCAGGCCUUGCGCCACGCAGGCCAAGCGCCGCAGGCUUGAGGUCGUGACCUUCUCUCCCCUGGACACUCGAAUAAGGAAAAGCGGCAUAAACAUAACUUCCGAGGGCCCGCGCGAAUUUUCGUCGUUGGGGCCCCCCCGGCGUGCUCCGCGCGCCAUCGGGGGGGUCCAGCGCCGAUCCAAGGAAUCCGCGCGGAUCUCCAACAGUUUAUGUUCAUGCCGUUUUCAGCCUCAGAGGAUCGAGGCCGUAACCUGCCCUCGUUGCAUCAGGGGCAGCGCUGGCGGGGAAUAGGUUCAGGGGGGCAUGCGUCGACCCACAAUCGCCCACUGACCGCCGACAAGGGCCCGAUGGGCCACCCGCGCCCAGGGCCGCGCGGAUUCGCUAUCGUUCGGGCGUCUUGCACGUUUCACGCGAGCAUGGACUAGCGUGGCGUAUUGUAUGAUAUCAAAUGUGUGAUCCCAUG
Prorocentrum cordatum is the source of this 2326-nucleotide messenger RNA. The record is from the annotation of a GenBank genome assembly. NCBI's taxonomy places the organism in Eukaryota, Dinophyceae, Prorocentrales, Prorocentraceae.